This is a messenger RNA of Salvia splendens (bonfire salvia), 741 nucleotides long. RefSeq names its product NAC domain-containing protein 90. Gene Ontology annotation, molecular function: DNA binding. The record is from RefSeq and is a predicted model, not a curated record. Gene Ontology annotation, biological process: regulation of DNA-templated transcription. The coding region runs from base 8 to 568 and encodes 186 amino acids. NCBI's taxonomy places the organism in Eukaryota, Viridiplantae, Streptophyta, Magnoliopsida, Lamiales, Lamiaceae. The transcript is spliced from 3 exons.
UAGAAACAUGGAAGAAAUGGCAAUGGGGUUUCGAUUCUUCCCAACCGAAGAAGAACUCAUCUCAUUCUACCUCCACAACAAGCUCGAGUUCGAAGACGACAAGACUAGCAACAUUCAUCGUGUGAUACCGAUCCUCGACAUCUACCGCCUCGACCCAUGGCAACUCCCGUCUCACUGCGGGGAGCUGUGCCACGGGGACACGGAGCAGUGGUUCUUCUUCAUGCCGCGGCAGGAGAGGGAGGUGCACGGGGGGAGGCCGAGCCGCACCACCACCUCCGGGUACUGGAAGGCAACGGGGUCCCCGAGCCACGUCUAUUCUUCGGAGAAUAAGGUGAUUGGGAUGAAGAAGAGCAUGGUGUUCUACAAGGGGAAGGCUCCCACGGGGAGGAAGACUAAGUGGAAAAUGAAUGAAUAUAGGGCUAUUAAGGAAGAUCCUACUAGCUCAACGCCUAUGUUGAGGCACGAAAUGUGUUUGUGUCGGGUUUAUGUCGUGUCGGGGAGCUCGAGGGCGUUCGAUCGCCGCCCUACUAGCGUGGGGGAGACCUCUUCAGCCGGAGUUGUGAAGUGAAAUCGUGUAGCGAUUUUAGUAUAGCUAGUUUGUGGCAUUAACAAUUUUUAUUUCAUGAUACUACUAAUUAAUGAAAAUGUGGGGUGUAGUUGAAUUUUACUGCUUACUGUAUUAAUUAGAACAGUGCUUAUUGAAUAAUAAGGUUGAUGUUGCAAGAUAUACACGUUGUACAU